Molecule: messenger RNA, 5454 nt
Organism: Grus americana (Whooping crane)
Lineage: Eukaryota; Metazoa; Chordata; Aves; Gruiformes; Gruidae
Gene: TRIM24
Product: tripartite motif containing 24
Exons: 19
Coding region: 121-3303 (1060 amino acids)
Molecular function (GO): protein binding; zinc ion binding
Source: RefSeq, a predicted model, not a curated record
ACACAAACACCGCGGGCCGCGCAGGGUGGGGAUCGGCGCGGGCGGGAAGCGGCGGGGGCAGUGGGGCCGCCCCGCCUCCCUGCCUCCCUUCGGCGCUCCGGCGGCGGCCGGCGCAGGACAAUGGAAGAGGCGGCAGCGGCGGGAGUAGCGGCGGCGGGAGCGGGAGCGGGAGCGGCGGCGGCGGCGGCGGGGGGGCCCUGCCCGGCGGAUCGAACGGGAGCGGCGGCGCUGAGCGGGGAGAACGAGGCCGAGAGCCGGCAGGGCCCGGCGGAGCGCGGUGGGGAGGUGGCCCCGCUCAACCUGUUGGACACUUGCGGCGUGUGCGGGCAGCCCAUCCAGAGCCGGCGGCCCAAGCUGCUGCCCUGCCUCCACUCGGUCUGCCUCCGCUGCCUGCCGCAGCCCGACCGCUACCUCAUGCUGCCCCCCGCCAUACCCUCCUCGGCCGCCGGCACCCCCAAGGAGCCGCAGCCGCCGGCACCCCCCUCCUCGCCCGUCUCUUCGCCGGCCUCACCCCUGCACUGCACGCCCGUCGGUGUUAUCCGCUGUCCAAUUUGUGGUCAGGAAUGUGCAGAGAGACACAUCAUAGAUAACUUUUUUGUGAAGGAUACCACAGAGGUUCCCAGUAGCACAGUAGAGAAAUCAAAUCAGGUCUGCACAAGCUGUGAAGACAAUGCAGAAGCUAAUGGGUUUUGUGUGGAAUGUGUAGAAUGGUUGUGCAAGACCUGCAUCAGAGCUCACCAGAGGGUUAAAUUCACAAAGGAUCAUACCGUAAGACAGAAAGAGGAAGUAUCUCCAGAAGCAGUUGGUGUGACCAGUCAGCGACCUGUGUUUUGCCCUUACCACAAAAAGGAGCAGUUGAAGUUGUAUUGUGAAACCUGUGACAAGUUGACCUGCCGAGACUGUCAGUUACUAGAACACAAAGAACACAGGUACCAGUUUAUAGAAGAAGCUUUUCAGAACCAGAAGGUGAUCAUUGAGACACUAAUCACCAAAUUGAUGGAGAAGACUAAGUACAUAAAGUAUACAGGGAAGCAGAUCCAAAACAGAAUUCUUGAAGUGAAUCAGAAUCAAAAGCAGGUGGAACAGGAUAUUAAAGUUGCCAUAUUUACACUGAUGGUAGAAAUAAAUAAAAAGGGAAAAGCUCUGCUGCAUCAGUUGGAGACUCUGGCAAAAGAGCAUCGGAUGAAACUUCUGCAGCAACAACAGGAAGUGGCAGGUCUCUCUAAACAGCUGGAACAUGUCAUGAAUUUUUCCAAAUGGGCAGUUUCCAGUGGGAGCAGCACAGCACUACUGUACAGCAAACGCUUGAUUACAUAUCGACUACGGUAUCUUCUCCGAGCAAGGUGUGAUGCUUCACCAGUGACUAACAAUACCAUCCAGUUUCACUGUGAUCCUAGUUUCUGGGCUCAAAAUAUUUUCAAUCUAGGUUCUUUGGUAAUUGAAGAUAAAGAAACCCCACCACAUAUGCCCAAGAGCCCUGUGAUGGAAACAAAUUUACAGCCACCAGGCAGCUUACCUUCAAACCAGCUGUCUAAGUUCCCAACACAGAUAAGCUUAGCUCAGCUCCGACUCCAGCACAUGCAGCAACAGGUCAUGGCUCAGAGACAGCAAGCUCAACGCAGAGCAGGUCCAGUAGGUUUACCAAAUCCAAGAAUGCCAGGAGCCAUGCAGCAACCUCCUGCUUCUCAUCACGCACCUCCACGCUUGAUUCAUUUUCAGAAUCAUAGCCCCAAGUCCAAUGGUUCAGCAGUUCCUGCACAACAGAUGAGAUUUCCCCAAAAUCAGAACCUGCCAAGGCAAGCAAUAAAGCCCAACCCAUUGCAAAUGGCAUUCUUGGCACAACAAGCUAUAAAACAGUGGCAGAUCGGUAGUGGACAAACUUCAACUGCCCUUUCAACUGCCAGCAGCACAUCGUCUACUCCCUCCAGCCCUACAGUCACUAGUGCUGUGGGAUGUGAUGGGAAGACAUAUGGUCCCCCCGUGAUAGAUUUGAAUUCUCCAGUGGGUAGCUCCUACAAUCUGCCGUCUCUUCCUGACAUUGAUUGUUCAGGAAACAUCACACUGGAUAACGUUGUAAGGAAGGAUGGCACUACGGAGCAGAAUCAGCCAAAACCCCCUUCAAACAGAACUGUGCAGUCACCAAAUUCAUCGGUGCCAUCACCAUCGCCAGGCCUUUCAGGAGGAGUCAGUGUGACAAACAUACACCCUCCAAUUCGUUCACCCAGUGCCUCCAGUGUUGGGAGCAGGGAGAGUUCUGGCUCCUCCAGCAGGCCACCAGGAGCUGAUUCUACACACAAAGUCCCAGUUGUUAUGUUGGAGCCGAUCAGAAUUAAACAGGAGUCAAGUGCACCAAAUGAGAACUUUGAUUUCCCAAUUGUUAUAGUGAAGCAAGAAACGGAUGAGGAAUCGCGGCCUCGGAAUGCCACCUUUUCAAGAAGCAUACUUACUUCGUUGCUGUUAGAUAGCAAUCAUAAUUCCACUUCUGAUGAAGCUGUCUUAAGAACAGAUGCACCGGACAGCACAGACGAUCAGCCAGGGAUGCUGCAGGAGAAUGCAUCCGGUGGGAAGACAGGGUGGAUAGGCCCGUCCCAUGUCGGGGAGGGCAGAAAAGAGGAUGAUCCCAAUGAAGAUUGGUGUGCUGUAUGUCAAAAUGGAGGGGAGCUCCUUUGCUGUGAGAAGUGUCCCAAAGUAUUCCAUCUUUCUUGUCAUGUCCCUACAUUGAUGAGCUUUCCAAGUGGAGAGUGGAUUUGUACAUUCUGUCGGGAUUUGUCCAAGCCAGAAGUUGAAUAUGACUGUGAUAAACCCGCUCAAGGCUCUGAAAAAAGAAAAUUGGAAGACACUGUGGGUUUGGCGCCAAUAGACCGUAGGAAGUGUGAAAGACUGCUGUUAUACCUCUACUGUCAUGAAAUGAGUCUUGCUUUUCAAGAUCCAGUUCCUCCCACUGUUCCUGAUUACUACAAAAUAAUCAAAAAGCCUAUGGACUUGUCAACCAUCAAGAAAAGACUCGAAGUGACUAAUUCAUUCUACACAAAGCCGGAAGAUUUUGUGGCUGAUUUCAGACUGAUUUUCCAAAACUGUGCUGAAUUUAAUGAGCCUGAUUCAGAAGUGGCUGAUGCCGGCAUGAAACUUGAAGAGUACUUUGAAGAACUUCUAAGGAACCUUUAUCCUGAGAGAAAGUUCCCUGUACAACCCAACUGCCAGAGUGAAAAAAAUAAUCCAGAACAUACUGAUGACUCAGAUGAUGACUUUGUACAGCCCCAGAAAAAACGCCUCAAAGGAGAAGACCGUCAGUUGCUUAAAUGAGCCGCAUGUGUUACUACAGAAUGUUUUUUAAAAACUGAGAAUAUUUAUCACUGAUAAUUGUGAAAAGGGGAAGAAUCACGACUGCUUUGACUUGUAGGUUUGUGAAUAUUUACUAAACUUUCUACCCCUUGUCUGAAACACAAACCUAAUGCAGAUCAAGGCAUGUGGAGAGCUUCUCUGAAGUUCCAAACUUUUAUCGUACUUCUGGAGCAGCACAGAAAUUUCCAUUUGCGUGGGGUUACAGCUGUUAAACUUUACUUUGAGGAAGAAAAGAAGUUUGUAUAGAAUUGAACUUUAAAUCAUUACAUGGCUUCAACAUGUGGCUUUCUGAGUUCGAAGGAAAUGUGAUCUCACCAGACUUAAUUUUACCAAAGGCAUGUGGCUGGCCAUAAUUUGAUUUCUUUGUACUGUAUUUAACACAAGCCAUGAAAACAGAUGGUGUAAUAUUAUUGUCCUGCAAUACUGACUGGUACAACGAAAGUGUAGUUGCCCCCAAAGAAGUUAUUGGCAAUUUUAAAAUGUAAGGGAGAGUGUAUUAAAAAUAACUUUAAAAAAAAAAAGGGAAUUUGAGAGUUUUUAACUGAGGAAGUAAAGGACAGAAUACUUUGUUUUGCACCAUUUUUCUCACCACCAGCAAGAAACAAUGGUAUUCCUGUACUAUGUUGUUUAACAGGUGUCUCAAGUUUGAUGUACCUCUGUUUAAUGGAGUUGAUGGCAAAGUCUCAAGGGGAAAAAUGUUUGCUUUCAACUGUCAGUCAGUCUUUGUGUAUGUUUAGAGAGGGGAAAAAAAGCAUCCUUUCUGUCCACAGGCUCUUGUUGUUUUUCCAAAUUUCUAAAUAUGUUGUCAGAAUGCAGCCAGCACAGUUAUUCACUUGGAAGUACAUGUUUGAAGAGGUGGAGAAAAAGAUACUACUCUUUAACCCUUAGCCCUUUUAAAUCACCAGAAGGUGAAGACAAAUUAACUUUUUCUGUUCUACUUUCCAAAAGCAUUGACAACAAUAUAGACGGUUGUUUCUGCCCUCAGAGAUUGCAGAGUUAGAGAAGUACUUGUUUAUGGUUGCUCCAGCUAUUGGUUUAUACUCUUCGUUUAUGUCAUCUUAAAUGGAAACUGAAUUUUCAGGAGAGCAGGCAGUCUUUUGGAUUAAUUGAGCUCUGAUUGUGCCAGGAUUUUGCAGAUGGAAUUGUGAAGACAUCUGAGUGUACACAAGCCUGCUUUUGACUUGCUAUGUAGUACUGCUGUGGAUAGAUGAUUGAAGAGACAAGAUACAAGGGCUGCUUGUGUCUCCCUGCUAUGUACAUAUGCAAUCAGAAAAAGGCCUUUUUUUGCUCCUCACCAGAUGAGAUGCUACCCACCUGCCUUUGUCAUAGGGUGGCACUGCACACUUAAAUGUAGUAGGUGCUUCAAAAGAACAUUCCGUUGUGUUUGCAGCUGGCCUUUGACAUAGUUUUUGAAAGGCCAUGAUGAUUUAGUUGGUUUUUAAGCUGCCCAGAGUAAUCACAGUAACCACUUAUUUAUUUUCCUUUUUUUUUUAAAUUACUUGAAGAGAGUUGCUUGUAGCAGGAGUUUUACCAUCCCAGAGUACCAGAAAAAAAGGAAGAGAGGCAAAGGAGCAGAACAGGAUGGUGAGAGAGACCGUUCUAACAAAACAGAUGUGAUCAGUGCACACAACAGCAGCACAGACCUAAGAAAUAAGAGGCACUGCCAUUGCAACAUUUGAAGUCUUACAGAUCUAGCAAUGCCUAGAAGUCCUAGAUACCUUGUCACCAAGCUAACAGUGCUUCCAGAGGAAGGUGCUGUGUGUUCCUCUGGACCGUAAGUUGCAAGCACAGAUUUAUUAGAAGGCUGAGUACAUUCAGAAGUGAAGUUAAACACCUAUAUAGCUUCACACUCAAGUUGUUCUCCCACUGGAAAAUACUGGAGAGAGGAGUGUAGAUGUACGCCUGCAGUGCAGUUACUUACCUGUCUGCUGUAAGCUGUUUGAAAAUGUCUCUGUUUAAUCCACUGGAAAUAUCUGACUCAACUUUAAUUUUGUGGUCUUGAAUGCCACCCUAAGAAUCUUCAGAAAUUGCCACUGCAAUGAGGUUAGAGAUAUUAAAUUUAACUACUUUAAUGUAGAUUAUAUGUGCACAAAUAGUUGAGGAAUGCUAUUU